Molecule: messenger RNA, 3012 nt
Organism: Cucumis melo (muskmelon)
Lineage: Eukaryota; Viridiplantae; Streptophyta; Magnoliopsida; Cucurbitales; Cucurbitaceae
Product: two-component response regulator ARR2-like
Exons: 6
Coding region: 544-2526 (660 amino acids)
Biological process (GO): phosphorelay signal transduction system; cytokinin-activated signaling pathway
Molecular function (GO): DNA-binding transcription factor activity; DNA binding
Source: RefSeq, a predicted model, not a curated record
UAAUAUAAUAGAAUAGAAUGUUUAUUGUUGUUCUCAGUUGGGUUGCAAUUUUUGUUCUCUCUUAAUACUACAAAAGAAAAAGAAGAAUACCGUAGAAGAUUUGAAAAUUUUUGAGAGCAGAGAGAAUAGAGAGUUUAAAGAGUAGAUUUUGGUACGUGGGUUAGUUAAUCUUAAUCCUAUGUGAGCUGGAUCCACUCUCCCAGGAGUGACCCACUUUGAAUAAAAUAUUUCGAUAACCCAAUGAACAACGAGCCCCUAAAUAACAGAGAAAUCCGAGCUCCAACUAGGAAAACAGGGUUCUUCAACCGUUCUGCUCCAAUCUCUAAGAGCUGUAUAUAAAAAAAUUUCUCUUUCAAACACCCUUUUUUCUUAUUCCUUCUCUGAUUUCAGUUAAACCCCAGAUGGAUUUUCUUAAUUUUCCCACUUUUUGAGUCCAAAGUUAAGUGGGAAAUGCAGCUUUCUCAAUUUUGGGUGUUUUUCUUGAUUUCGUUUGUUUGAGAUUUGGGGUAUUCAAGGGUAAAUCUGAAUCAAGUUGAGGGAUCGAUGUCUACGGCCAGUUCCAGUUCUGUAAGGAAAGCUAGUGAAGCUGUUCCCGACCAGUUUCCAGCCGGCCUUCGUGUUUUGGUUGUGGAUGAUGAUCCAACUUGUCUUAUGAUCUUGGAGAAGAUGCUUCGUAUUUGCCGCUAUGAAGUAACAAAUUGUAAUCGAGCGGAGGAUGCACUCUCUCUACUCAGGCAGUACAAAAAUGGGUUCGAUAUCGUUUUGAGUGAUGUUCACAUGCCAGACAUGGAUGGAUUCAAACUUCUGGAAUACAUUGGAUUAGAAAUGGACUUGCCUGUAAUCAUGAUGUCGGUGGAUGAUGGGAAAAACGUUGUCAUGAAGGGAGUGACUCAUGGUGCUUGUGACUAUUUAAUAAAACCUGUUCGAAUUGAAGCGCUGAAGAACAUAUGGCAGCAUGUUGUUCGCAAGCGGAAGAAUGAAUGGAAGGACUUGGAGCAAACUUGUGUUGACGAUGUAGAUCGGCAGCAAAAAACAAAUGAAGAUGCAGAUUAUUCAUCCUCUGCUAAUGAAGGUAGUUGGAGGAACUCAAAGAGGAGGAAGGAUGAUGUAGAAGAUCCAGAGGAGAGGGAUGAUUCAUCAACCUUAAAGAAACCGAGGGUUGUUUGGUCUGUUGAGCUCCAUCAACAGUUUGUGGCUGCUGUCAAUCAACUAGGAAUUGAUAAGGCUGUUCCGAAGAAGAUUCUGGAGUUGAUGAAUGUCCCUGGACUCACUAGAGAAAAUGUUGCCAGCCACCUUCAGAAAUAUCGCUUGUACCUGAGAAGGCUAAGUGGAAUCGCACAACACCAGAGUAAUUUAAACAACACAUUCAUGAGUGCCCAAGAUGCAUUUGGCCCGCCACUGAACGGCCUUGAUUUACAAACUCUUGCUGCUGCUGGUCAACUCCAGCCACAAAGCCUUGCUACACUUCAAGCAGCUGGAUUUGGUAGGUCUACAGCAAAAUCUGGGAUGCCUAUGCCUCUUGUCGAUCAAAGGAACCACAUUUUUAGCUUUGAAAAUCCAAAGUUGAGAUUUGGUGAUGGGCAGCAGCCGCAUUUGAAUGGUAGUAAACCUAUGAAUCUACUUCAUGGAAUUCCGACAACUAUGGAGCCAAAACAACUUGCUAAUCUCCAGCAUUCUGCACAAUCUCAUGGGAACAUGACAAUGCAAGUUAGUGCCCAAGGAGGCCAAUCUAGCUCUCAACUAAUGCAGACACCUCAACCACAAGCUCGAGCACAGAUCCUUAACGAAAGUACCUCAACUAGUGUAACAAGGCUUCCACAAACAAUGCAGCCCUCAAUUUUGCCGAAUGGGACUACUAGUGCAGUUUUAGCAAGGAAUGAAUUUGGUAAUAACAACAGAGGUGGAGGAUACAAUCUAGUUUCACCAGCUUCAACAAUGUUAAAUUUCCCUUUGAACCAAACUGCAGAAUUGCCUGGUAACAGUUUUCCGCUUCAAAGUACCCCAGGAAUGUCAAGCAUCGUACCAAAGGGAAGAUUCCCAGACGAGGUUAACUCGGACAUUAAAGGAUCUGAAGGGUUUGUGCCAAGCUACGAUAUGUUUAGGGAUCUUCAUCCCCAGAAACCCCAUGAUUGGGACUUGCAGCACGUAGGCGUGACCUUCGAAACAUCUCAAGGUAGUCUCGACAUUCCGCCCUCUGCUUUUUCUCACCAAGGGUAUGCCUCUAGCCAACAAAAUGGACAAAAUAGGAACACAUCUACAGCAGGCAAGGCCAUGUUCUUGUUGGAAGGAGGAAGUGACAAUGGGAAUGCACAAAGUAUGGGGCAACAACUCAACCCUAUUUUCGUCGAUGGUUCGGUGAGAGUUAAAUCUGAAAGAGCUUCUGAUAUUAGCAGUCAAACAGACCUUUUCUCUGAACCCUUUGGUCAGGAGGACCUAAUGAGUUCACUUUUUAAGCAGCAACAAGGAAGCAUUGCAACAGCUGAAAGCGAACUGGAAUGGUUGUUUCAUCAUAAUACUCCUGUUUAGAAUAUUGCUUUAGCUUGGCAGUCAGAGUAUGCCCACUGCUUAGAUUUGGUAAGAGAAGCAUGUGGUUUAGAUGAGGAUGGACCUUUCAAUUCAGCAGACAGACCAUUUAGGCAGAUCACUUUAGCUGUAAUAUUCUGAAGCACAUUUAGCACUAAAGCAUACUAUGCAAAUUGCAUAUGUGCAAGAUUCUUUCGACUGAUUCCACAGAGAGACUAACUCAAGUCUAUUUGUGGAACUGGCCAUUACUGCGGUGCUCUUGACGCAUGGAAUCGAGAUUUUUGACGCAAUUGCAGGUUUUAGGAACCCUCCCGUUUAUGACUCCGAUAACCUACUGAAAUAAUACUCUUUCUAUGUUCAAAGCAAUUGCAGCUCACUUUCAUGUACAUAUUCUGUUAGAUGGUACAAGAAACAAGCCUAGAAAUACUCGGUUAUCCCUUUUGUAUUCCUAAAAUUUUGAGAUUGUCGUUAAUACGUCGUUGCCAUUUA